Molecule: messenger RNA, 1610 nt
Organism: Seriola dumerili (greater amberjack)
Lineage: Eukaryota; Metazoa; Chordata; Actinopteri; Carangiformes; Carangidae
Gene: anxa1a
Product: annexin A1
Exons: 12
Coding region: 133-1146 (337 amino acids)
Biological process (GO): positive regulation of wound healing; endocrine pancreas development; myoblast migration involved in skeletal muscle regeneration
Cellular component (GO): plasma membrane; cytoplasm
Molecular function (GO): phospholipase A2 inhibitor activity; calcium-dependent phospholipid binding; cadherin binding involved in cell-cell adhesion
Source: RefSeq, a predicted model, not a curated record
GACCCGUUACUAGGUGGGGUUUAUCAUGGGUAUAAAUAAACUCUCUCUAUCCCUACAACGCCCCUGGAAACUCAGUCAAACAAACUUCUUCCCACUAAGGCCUCGCGACAGACAGACUCCAGCAGUCCCACCAUGUCUUUCAUCCAAGCCUUCUUGCAGCAGACCGUCUAUCUGGGCAUGCCCGAUGACUCAGUCCUAAAGAAUGAGGGAACAGUGACGGCAGCACCCAAUUUCAGCCCCAACGGAGAUGCAGCAGUCUUGGAUAAGGCCAUCAAGACAAAAGGUGUGGAUGAGAACACCAUCAUUGAAAUUCUGGUGAAAAGGAGCAAUGAGCAGAGACAGCAGAUCAAAGAGGCUUACCACCAGGCCAGUGGCAAGCCUCUGGAAUCAGCACUGAAGAGCGCUCUGAAGGGAGAUCUGGAGGACGUGGUGCUGGCUCUGCUCAAAACACCUUCCCAGUACGAUGCCCAGCUGCUGAAACUGGCUAUGAAGGGUCUGGGCACAGACGAGAACACCCUGAUUGAGAUUUUGGCGUCCCGGACCAACAGAGAGAUCCUGGAUAUAAAGAAAACCUACAAAGAGGAAUACAAGAAGGACCUGGAGGACGACAUCAAGUCUGACACCAGCGGAGACUUCAGGGCUGCCCUCCUUGCACUCUGCAAGGCCAGCAGGACUGAAGGAGUCUCUGAGCAGCUGAUUGACAGUGAUGCCAGGGCUCUGUACGAGGCCGGUGAGGGGAGGAAGGGCAAAGACUGCUCUGCCUUCAUUGAAAUCCUCACCACCAGGAGUGCCCCUCAUCUUCGUAAAGUCUUUGACAGGUACGCAAAAUACAGCAAAGUGGACGUGGCCCAAGCUAUCGACCUGGAGAUGAAAGGAGAUAUUGAGAGUUGUCUCACUGCAGUAGUGAAGUGUGCUGGAAGUAGGCCCGCGUUCUUUGCUGAGAAGCUCUACUUGGCCAUGAAGGGUAAAGGUACCCGCAAGAAUAUCCUGACCCGCAUUAUGGUGAGCCGCUCUGAAAUCGACAUGAAACGGAUCAAGGAUGAGUACAAGAAAAACUACGGCAAAGCGCUCUACCAGGAUAUUCUGGAUGACACUAAAGGAGACUACGAGAAGAUUCUGCUGGCUCUGUGUGGGGGUGAAAACUAAGAGCAAAUCAAUUGCAUCAAAGCUCAUAUGACCAAAGAUCCAAUACCAUGUAGAGCUGUGGAAAAUGACCUGUAAUGUCUUGACACAUAUUGUGCCCUAUGUUCUUGUGAAGACCUGACAAGACAAGUCUUUUCUCUUUGAGACUGUCAUGACAUAUAGGAGAUAUUAACAGCAAUGAGCUUAACAUGGAACGAGCACUGCUUCAGCAGAUAUUUUCUAUCCUUUUCUUGCAGCACUCUUAUCCCUGCAGUUUUCUAGUGGACAUGUGAUCUUUAUCCUUACUCUCAUUAGAUUCUCAUAUCUGUUGCUUGAAAGGAAGCUAUAGUCAGUAAUCACCUUGUAGCUCCAAACAGACACUAUGCAGUUCAUGAAGGACACAUACUGCCAUGUGCCAAUAAUGUUAGUUGCAGAAGUAACGCUGAAGGAGCUCGGAUAUUCUGCAAAUAAAAGCUUUUUGUAUGAAG